AUGUCGGUAUUCUGCGUGGCCGUUAUCUUAUCCUCUUUGUCGGCGUCCGAAGAACCUGCGCAAGAUUUCAUAGAGCAUGUAUUGAGGAUUCCAAAUCCAGACAGAGUACUCAAUUCCGUAUUGGGGCGUCUUGAAAGAAAUCGACAACUAGCAAUGGCGGCACGAACUCGGCAGCAUUACGAUGAACAUUGCGAUGAACCUUCCCAGGUCCUACCUGAGUAUACCGAGACAUUGCCGGGGUCACGUGAGCGCGGUCUAAGACAACUCGGCGUACAGAAACAUUACCCUAUAUGUCACUUGGAGCGUAAGAUCAGGAGGUUGAAUACAGAUGAAUACGAGUACAGACCGGCUUAUUAUGAAGAGAUUCUUUGCACCGCUUCCUCUAAUGAUGACGUAACAUCCAAUAAUGAGAUAUGCUCGAGUCUUGGAUUCUCUUGUGUUCAAUGGAAUAAAACAAUUCAUUUGACACGUCGGCGUUAUUCAAGUGAUUGCUGGGAAACAAAAACAAUGGUGAUCCCUGCCGGUUGUGAGUGUAUGUGGCCCGUCCAUCGUCUCGGGGAUAUCAAUUUACACGUUUAAAGCCCUUGCAAAUAGGGUUGUCGUCAAGAAAUUUAAUAC
Molecule: messenger RNA, 618 nt
Organism: Papilio machaon (common yellow swallowtail)
Lineage: Eukaryota; Metazoa; Arthropoda; Insecta; Lepidoptera; Papilionidae
Exons: 6
Coding region: 1-579 (192 amino acids)
Source: RefSeq, a predicted model, not a curated record